Microthlaspi erraticum is the source of this 1557-nucleotide messenger RNA. NCBI's taxonomy places the organism in Eukaryota, Viridiplantae, Streptophyta, Magnoliopsida, Brassicales, Brassicaceae. The record is from the annotation of a GenBank genome assembly.
AUGGAGGAUGAGGAAGCGAAGCAGCGAAGAAAACUUGAAGAAGAAGAGAAAGAAAGAGAUUUUCCGUCGCAUCAUCCUCCGCCGCCGCCUGAUGAGUUGUUUGACAUUUCGACUACAGUUGAUCCAAGCUAUGUUAUUUCGCUGAUAAGGAAACUCCUUCCAAUUGAUUCGGGGAGUGAAGAAUGUGAUCAAAGCAAUGAGGAACGGCAUAACCAUCAUUUGGUGGACACUUCCAAUGGUGAUCCAGAGAGCAUGGACAUUGGAGGUAACACUCACGAAUUUACUUCCGAGGAGAAGGACAAGGCGAGUUCAUGUCGUGAACCUGAAAAGCUAAGCGGGUCGUCAUUGGAAGAGGCAUGGGAAGAUCAUGGUUGCGUUUUGUGGGAUCUUGCUGCCAGUAGAACUCAUGCUGAGCUAAUGGUAGAGAAUCUAAUUUUACAAGUACUUCACGCAAACCUUAUGGUUUCAAAAUCUACACGCAUUCGAGAAAUCUGUAUCGGUAUUAUUGGGAACCUUGCUUGCCAUGAAGGUCUGUUAAAACAUAUAGAGUCUACAGCCGGACUCGUUAACAUUCUUGUGGGGCAGUUGUUUCUUGAUGACACCCAAUGCCUAAGUGAAGUUUGCAGGAUACUCACCACAGGACUCUAUGGGGCUGGUUUCACUUUUUGGGCCGAGUGUUUGCAGUCUGAUGAUAUACUUCGCCGUAUUUUGUGGAUUGCGGAAAAUACCUUGAAUCCUCAUCUUAGUGAAAAGAGUGUAGGGCUGUUGUUAGGUAUCAUAGAAGGUCAACAAGAGGUUGGGCAGCUACUGAUCCCUCCACUAAUGACUCUGGGCUUGACGAGUCUCUUGAUCAAUCUUCUUUCCUUUGAAAUGAGCAAGUUGGCUACAGAAAGAAUCCCAGAAAGGUACCCUGUCCUUGAAAUUAUCCUCCGAGCUUUUGAAGCCCUUUCUGCAUCAGAUAACCAUUCUAAAGAGAUUUGCUCUAGCAAACAGCUUUUUAAACUAGUCUGUGAUCUUAUGAAACUUCAGGACAAAGCCGAGGUGGCAACAUCUUGUGUUACUGCUGGAGUUUUAAUAGCAAAUAUGCUAUCAGAAACAGUCGAUUUUAUUCCAGAAGUAUCACAAGAUUUUUCUUUCUUGGAAGGUUUAUUCAGUACGUUACCAUUUGCUUCGGAUGACUUAGAAGCAAGAAGAGCUCUUUGGACUGUGAUUGCAAGAUUACUUGCCAGAGUUAAUGAGUCUGAGAUUAACAGAUCCUGUCUGAGUCAGUACAUAUCAGUUUUGUUAAGCAGCUCGGAUGUUAUAGAAGAUGAUCUUCUCGAUAUCCAGCUAGAAGAGUCGAACGAGGAGUCCCAAAACUCAUUCCCUUCCCAGAUAAAGUCAAGCGCGCGAACAAUUGCUAUACAGAAGAUGGAGUCGAUAUUGAACAGUUGGAAUAUACGCGAGGAGGAUUUACAUGAGGAAAGCAUGAAUGGGGACUGCUCUGUAAACAAAGCUGAUGUUAAAAGGCUAUCAGAUUGCUGUCAAAGAUACAUCAAAUCGGUUGGAGGAUCUUAA